Molecule: messenger RNA, 1167 nt
Organism: Penicillium daleae
Lineage: Eukaryota; Fungi; Ascomycota; Eurotiomycetes; Eurotiales; Aspergillaceae
Product: putative integral membrane protein
Exons: 5
Coding region: 1-1167 (388 amino acids)
Source: RefSeq, a predicted model, not a curated record
AUGAGUGCCGCUGAAGAGAGCGCCUACAAGGCGGCCGUCCUGGCGGCCGUCCAGGACGAUAGCCGCAGCAAUGCCAUUCUCAUCGUCACCGCGGUCUUUCUCGGAAUCUCCCUCAGCAGUGUCCUUCUGCGAUGUUUUGUGCGAACCCGCGUGGUUCACGCCUUCGGAUGGGAUGAUAUCGUCAUGCUAUUCGCCAUGGCAUGGAAUAUGGCUUUUGCAAUUUGUGGAAUCCUGGGUGCCAAGUAUGGCAUGGGGCGGAGAUUGUACUACUUUGUCGAGUACCCGGACAAUCUAAAACGCGCGCUAUUGUGCUGGUGGCUAGGCCAAGUCUUCUACGUGAUCACAUGUGUCCUUGCGAAAGUCUCCAUUAUCAUCACCUUGUUGCGCAUUACCGUUGAUCGUCUCCAUGCCUGGAUCCUCUACGCCGCCAUUUCUGUCGCCACUGCUGUCGGUCUGGUCUUCUUGUUUUUCACCAUCUUCCAGUGUAGUCCAGUCACAUACUUUUGGCACCAAGGAUCAUCCACAAGCCACGGAACCUGUGUCGACAAAAACACCCUCAUUGCGAUCGCGUACCUCUACAGUGUCGGUGCGGCCGUCACCGAUCUCACCAUUGGUCUCCUACCUGUGGCGUUGAUCUGGAAUUUGCGCAUGAAUCAAAGAACGAAGAGUGCCAUCAUCGGCAUUCUAGGUAUUGGGUGCAUCGCGAGUGCUGCGGUUAUUAUUCGCAUUCCAUUUGUUCACCACUACAAGGAUACUGAAUUUUUAUACAACACAUACCAGAUCUCCAUCUGGUCCAACGUCGAGGCAGGCCUCGGUAUCACAGCCGGCUGUCUGACGACUCUGCGGCCGCUCAUCCGAUUCCUCCGCGACGGCUCCUCCGCCUCUCGCAGCCGCAAUCGCACCCCCGGAUCUUUUCCCUUAUCCAGCAAUGUGGCGCAAGGAUACCGAUCCUCACGUUCCAAGCACGACCGCAACGAUUCGCAUCAGCUAUGGACGGGCAGCGAGAAUGACGAAUAUCAUGGCGUGACGACGACGAUUAUGGGUAGCGAACGGCCGAACCCGACCAGUAGCAGUGAGGAAGAUCUCAACCCAAAGAACCAGCAGCGCCUUCCAACUGGAUGGAAGGUCGAACGGUCCGUUCGGGUGUCUGUGCGCGACGAUUCAUGA